This is a messenger RNA of Eimeria necatrix, 291 nucleotides long. RefSeq names its product protein phosphatase 2C, putative. The record is from RefSeq and is a predicted model, not a curated record. The annotation marks the transcript as partial. Lineage: Eukaryota; Apicomplexa; Conoidasida; Eucoccidiorida; Eimeriidae. The transcript has 2 exons.
GAAGCCGUGGACUUCGUGCGGGCCCACCUCGCGGCUUCUCGCAAAGAAAAAGCUGAAGCCCUCCGCGACGCUUGCGAAGCUCUUUGCGAUGCUUGUCUUUCCGAAGACCCCAUUAAGUCCGAAGGCCACGGCUGCGACAACAUGACGGUGGUGUUGGUGGGUUUGAGUGCGGAGUUGAAGGGCAAAGUCUCGCGCGCAGCAAAAGCCAAAAUUUGUCUUUACGGGGGGGCCCCCGACCUUUACUUGGGGCAGGACGAGGCCGACUACGAGGCCCUCGACGACGACGACUAG